Molecule: messenger RNA, 2204 nt
Organism: Scomber japonicus (chub mackerel)
Lineage: Eukaryota; Metazoa; Chordata; Actinopteri; Scombriformes; Scombridae
Gene: prcp
Product: prolylcarboxypeptidase (angiotensinase C)
Exons: 9
Coding region: 281-1795 (504 amino acids)
Biological process (GO): negative regulation of systemic arterial blood pressure; angiogenesis involved in wound healing; proteolysis
Molecular function (GO): serine-type exopeptidase activity; dipeptidyl-peptidase activity
Source: RefSeq, a predicted model, not a curated record
UGCUGACUGCGGGUCCGCUAACAACUUGAAUUAAAGUUGUAAAAAUAUGUAAAGGACGUUGACCCUGAUGCUUCCUGUUCAGCAGCUUCUUCUGUGAGGCUAAAUUUAGCUCUCACUGUCUCACUCUGGAUUUGCUGACAUGCGAGUACUCACUUCCUUUUUUUGACGGGACAAGUCUGCUCAGGAGAGAGAGAAAGACAGAGAGAGAAGGAUCACUACGAGCUCAUUAUCAUGCAGCUGACUAUCAGUUUGUUGUGAGAGGUGUUUGACAGCAGCAGACAUGAAGGCUGGAGUGAAGACAGGAGUUUUGGGGAGAGCUGCAGCUACUUGCAUCCUGACGCUGUGUCUCAGCUCUUUACAUGUGAUCGCCCUCAAAUCACAGCUUUUCACCAGACACGGUGGGUUGAGUUCCUCCACUGGGACCCCCGUCAGCUAUAAAACACUCUACUUUGACCAGAGGAUUGAUCAUUUUGGAUUCCUAGAGGAUGGCACCUUCAAACAGCGAUACCUCGUGGCUGACAAAUACUGGCAUCACCCGGGUGGUCCCAUUUUGUUCUACACUGGCAAUGAAGGAGACAUCGCCUGGUUCUGCAACAACACUGGCUUCAUGUGGGACAUUGUGGAGGAGAUGGGCGCCAUGCUAGUUUUUGCAGAACAUCGUUACUAUGGGGAGUCACUGCCAUUUGGACAAGACUCUUACAGUGAUGCCAAACACCUAAACUACCUGACCGCUGAGCAGGCCCUGGCAGAUUUUGCAGUGUUGAUUCAGAACAUGAAGAGCACUGUAUCUGGAGCUCAACACAGCCCAGUCAUCGCUAUCGGAGGUUCUUAUGGAGGGAUGCUCGCGGCUUGGUUCAGGAUGAAAUAUCCCAAUAUUGUUGUCGGAGCUCUGGCAGCCUCUGCACCAAUAUGGCAGUUCCCUGGUAUGGUGCCAUGUGGGGAAUUCUACAAAAUAGUAACACAGGACUUUGCCAAAAGUGGCUAUAAUUGUGAUGCAAACAUCAGAAGGUCAUGGAAGGCUAUUAACAAUGUUUCUUCCAAUGUAUCUGGUCUUCAGUGGCUCUCAGAAGAAUUCAGUUUAUGCACUCCGCUUAAAAACAUAAUUGACGUUGCCGGCUUCAAGAACUGGCUCCAAGAGACUUGGGUGAAUCUGGCAAUGGUGGACUAUCCAUACGAGGCUAACUUUCUCCAGCCACUGCCUCGCUGGCCAAUCCAGGUGGUGUGCAAGAAUCUGGCUUUCGAUUCCACCGUGUCUGACUAUCAACUGCUGCAUGGCGUCUCCCAAGCAGCGAAGGUCUAUUACAACUACACCGGAAGCUCCUCCUGUCUCAACAUAUCUCAAACAGCAACUGGCAACCUCGGUUUCCUCGGCUGGUUUUACCAGGCCUGCACAGAGAUGGUGAUGCCGAUGUGCACAGAUGGCGUCCACGACAUGUUUGAACCCGGGGAGUGGAACUUCCAGGCCUUCUCUGAUGAGUGUAACGCCAUGUUUGGUGUCCGGCCUCGACCUGACUGGGCAGGCACAGUCUUCGGGGGGAAGGACAUCGCCUCUCACAGCAACAUUAUCUUCAGUAACGGAGGACUUGAUCCGUGGUCGGCCGGUGGAGUAACUCACAACAUAUCCAAUUCACUGAUUUCCAUCAUGAUCCCUGACGGAGCUCAUCACUUGGACCUCCGCUACAGCAAUGACAAUGACCCUCCUUCAGUUCGUGCAGCCCGGGUGUUAGAGCUGAAGUAUUUCAAGGAGUGGAUCAAGCAGGCAAAAAAGACACUGCAACACCCCCAUCAUCUUUAAAAGCUGCAAAAUGUUACCUCACUGGGAUAUUCAUGAUAUCCAGGAUUGCCUAUAGCUUUAUAUUUGUCCCUUUUUAAAUCAAUCUAGGAGAUCUUUUUUUUUUAAUCAUUAAAUUAUGACAUCUGAAAUAAAAAAAUCACUCAAGAUUUUAAUAACAAAAUUAUAAAUCACUUUGGACAGUUUUUUAAUCAUUUAGUCGUGUUCACUGCCGGCGUAUCAGACAACGAUCCUCUCUGACCUCAUUUGACACACUCCAUUUUUUUAUGCCACACUAUAAAUUUCCAAAUGCUUGGAAGACAGAAAGGUACUGGUAUUAUCUGCAAAAGUAAGAUCUGUUUGUCAAGUUAAAUGUAUUGGAAACAAUGCAGUGUAGUGUAAAUAUCUUUGCUUACUCAUGUAAUCAGCAUCA